AGCGUAAUGUCGCAAUCAAAAUCAGAAACAAAAAUUGCGAUGGUUCGUUGAGAAUCGUACACAAUGGAAUUCUAGACGGCGAGUACCGGAGUUAGAGAACGCAGCAUAGAGACAAUCCAACAAAGGAGUCGCUUGGAUCCACUCAUGACGGUGAGCAUAAAGGAUUGAAGAUUGUAGUGGACAGGUAGAUUGACUUGGGGCAGAGCGGUUGCAGAUUCGAGGAGGAGAAUUUUGAGAAUGAAAUUAGCGGUAGGGGUGAUCUUCGAAUCCAAUUUUCGACCGGGAUUGUGUGAUCCCUUCCCUGGCUUCAGAACUUAGAGAGGAGAGGGGAGGAGGUUGAGUGAGGGAAGCGAGUAGAGACAGCACAUUCUACACUCUUACAGUGGAGACUAGCUAAUUUCCUUCCACCAUAAGGGUCAGGCACGGUGAGAAUGGUAGAUUCUUCAAAGCUCGUUCGUGCCACAAUGGAAUGGGGCUUGCCAGGCAGAUGUUGAAUGAUGAUGGCUUUUUCCUCCGGCCGUUCUCGAAAUCUGUCCAGCUACUCUGGAAUAGUCUGCUUUCUCUUCCUACUGGGAAUCGAAGCUUGUGCGGAUGAUUGUGAAGCUGACUCCGAUUCUGCCUCUGUGACGCGGAGACUCAUUGCUCGUCCUUGGUCAGUGCUUCAGCGCUCGCUGACGGAAAGUUAGAAUUUGAUCCAGGACAUUCGACCAGGAAUUUAUUCGUAUCCUGGUUCUGCGUCCUGAUUUGAGCACCUCAUUGAGGUGGUGUCUCCUCCUCUGGGUGGGGGGAUCGGUGGAGUCUUGUUUUACGAAGGGGUUUUGCCCACACAGGUUGCAAGGCACGACUGAAGUAGGUCAGAAGUAGUUGUCACCCCAAUUCGGUGCUUAAGAGUGGACGAUUGUAGAUUUGCGAUACAAAACUUAGGAAAAAAAAAAGCUCUGUCUAGCUCCAAGCGCGGAUCUGAGGCCUGUGACAUCAGGGUUCAGAGCACUGCCUGAUCGAGUGCCUGUGGGCUGGACCGAGAACCAUGGCUCGGGGGUCGCGAAGUCGAGGGAAAAAACGGAUGCGGUUCAGUAAGUUGUACACGUACACAGCUUGUGUAAGACCAGGUGGUGGCACCACAGAUGAGUUUCCUGCGGGAGGAGGGCCGGAAUUUUCCAUAGUGGUUUUUUGUAACACCCCGGAGAAGCAUUUUCAACAACCGGCUUACAAGUACAAAUCCAACUAUGUCUCGACGACCAAAUACAACCUCAUUACUUUUUUACCCAAAGCUCUGUUUGAGCAGUUUCGGAGGGUGGCCAAUCUCUACUUUCUUCUCGCGGGAGCAAUUUCUCUCACUCCCGUUGCUCCGUAUUCAGCUGCCAGUUUGAUUGCUCCCCUUCUUUUUGUCGUGGGAGUGAGUAUGAUCAAAGAGGCCGUCGAGGAUUCUCGUCGUUUCACUCAAGAUCAAGAAAUAAACAAUCGGAAGAUCAAGGUACACUCGGGACAGGGGAAAUUCAAAGCAAGAGCGUGGAAGAAGUUGAGAGUGGGAGAUGUCGUUGAGGUGGGAAAGGAUUAGUUUUUUCCGGCCGAUCUGCUCAUGCUCUCCUCCGCAUACCCGGAUGGAAUCUGCUACAUUGAGACGACGAAUCUUGAUGGCGAGACUAACCUGAAAUUAAAGAGGUCCUUGGAACGCGCGAUAGAGUUAGAUGAAGAUGCCGAGUUCGGGCAAUUUCAUGCGGACAUGAAUACUGAGGAUCCCAAUCCCAAUCUUUAUACCUUCAUAGGCAACAUCACAAGUGAGGGCGAGACUUUGUCCCUCUGACUCCAGCAAAUGCUUCUCAGGGACUUGAAGCUGCGAAACACUCAGUACGUAUAUGUAUAUGGAGUGGUUGUAUUUAGUGGCCGCGAUACGAAGGUGAUGCAGAAUUCCACCGAUGUGCCUACAAAGAGGAGCCGGAUCGAGAGGAAAGAUGAGGACAACCUGCAGUCUCAAAUUGCUCAAUUGUAAAACCUGAAUCAAACAUUGAAGAUUGAAUUCCAAGAGAUGGUCGAAGAAAAAUCGAAACUAGCAAUGGAAUUGGCUGAAGCGAAGAAUGAGAGGGAUGCAUGCAAAAACCAGCUGGACACAGUUGAUGAGCAAUUGUGAGGCUUUGAGAGGUCGUCGAGAAUUACAGGAAGCUGCCGAAGCUAUUCAGAAAUAUGAAAACUCAGAAUAGAAACUUCAAAAACGUACUCUAGGUGAGGCUGCCUAGCAGCGCGCUCAAUGAGGGGAGAAAGAGUGCGGCUCGUCGCGCUCGACGCGAGGCCAGUGCAGCAAAUCGAAUAGAAACUAGGGAAGAGAGUGGGCAAGAGAUUAGAGAGCGAUAGUGUACGAUAGUCAGAACAGACAGAUAUACAUACAACUGGAAGGCGAGCUUUGAAAUUAACGUUGAAGAUUGUGCAAUGUAUCAAGGUCGGCGAUGCAUGGGUUGUCUAUCCGAUUGCCAAGCGGGUGCGGAUAACGGUCUCUAGUGUCUCGUGUCACGUAGUGUGUGGGGGUGCCGGGUGACACCGUGUAGCGCUUGCCAUGUAUUAGGGGGUGCUAGAGGUUGCGGCCGUAGGCUCUGGGCGGUUCGGGUGGGUUCUUGCCGUGGGUGUGGGGGGUCGCUCAGUUUUCGGAAGCGGGCAAUGCGUGAGUAGGUUCAUAGAGGGAGAAUUACCGGGAGAGAGUGUGGUCAAUUCGAAAUCAGUGACAGUGUGGAAAAUUUGAGAUUUGAAAGAGAGUGUCCAUUUGAAAUUAGGAAGAGUGUGUGCAGGCCAAAUUUGUGAGAGAGUGUUAAUUCAAAAUCUAGAAAUGUGAUUCUCUAUGGGGUAGAGGUGAAAUUCGAGAGAGAGUUCUCCAUAGAGAAGAGAAGGAGUAACACUAAAUUUGAGAGACAAAGAGAUGAGGUGAGGUGAAAUCUGAGAAGGUGGUCAAUUCGAAAUCUGAGAGACAUAGUGGUGAGGUGAAAUCUAACAAGGUGGUCAAUUCAAAAUGUGAGACACUAGUGUGCAGGCGAAAUCAGGGGAAGUAUCAAGUCGAAUCUGAGAGUGGUGAUCAAUUCAAAAAAAUCUGAGACAUAGAAUGGUGAGGUCGGUUCUGAGAAAGAGUGUCAAUUCAAAAAUCUAAGAUAGUGGGUGUACUUCUUUUUUGGAAGGUUCAGUUUGAAAUCUGAGUAUGAAAAUGGAGACGAAAUCUAAGGGUGAAAAUGAAGACGAAAUCUGAUAGUGAAAGUGGAGACAAAAUCUGAUAGUGAAAAUGAAAACAAAAUCUAAGGGUGAAAAUGGAGACAAAUUCUAAGGG
Molecule: messenger RNA, 3304 nt
Organism: Marchantia polymorpha subsp. ruderalis
Lineage: Eukaryota; Viridiplantae; Streptophyta; Marchantiopsida; Marchantiales; Marchantiaceae
Source: the annotation of a GenBank genome assembly